UGGAGUCGUCGUUUCGCCGCAACGUUGCUUCUCAGACAUAGAGUCAGGACACCUGAAUUUCGUCUACCUCUCAUGGCAUACUCCGUAUCCGUGAUUCCACUUGGGUUUGGGUUGCUUUUAUAUUCGGCGGAGGAAACUGUCGUUUGAAUGGUUCCAAUUACCGGCAUAAGUAUCGUUGGCGUUGGUGUCAUAAAUGCCUUUGUAAGUAAGAAAUAUGGGAUAACUAACAAAUCUUCUAGAAGCCCCCUUGCGUCAUACCUCGUUGACGCAAUCAGCACACACGUCGCCUCCGCACCCGCUUCUUUCACUGUUUUUCGUAGCGUGUUUGGAGCAAUCUCACCCCUCGCUGGCCCUCCAAUGUAUUCUACUCCAGGGCUGUGACGGGGAAACGCUUUUCUUGCUGUAAUUUCAUUUGUUAUGGCAAAAGUGCCCUGAGUGAUUUUGAAUAGAGGGCUGCAUCUGAGGGAGAAAUAUGCCCAUUUCGUAUGCUAGGAAGCGUUGCUCAAGCG
Messenger RNA from Colletotrichum acutatum, 509 nucleotides. RefSeq lists its product as uncharacterized. The coding region runs from base 148 to 381 and encodes 77 amino acids. The transcript is spliced from 2 exons. The record is from RefSeq and is a predicted model, not a curated record. NCBI's taxonomy places the organism in Eukaryota, Fungi, Ascomycota, Sordariomycetes, Glomerellales, Glomerellaceae.